AAAUUUUGCGUCUGAUCUAGAAGCACCGACUCCCGAAGAUGGCCUCAACACACCUGCUUUUCCAGUCAGCCGCUAUUUCCUGUGCAAUUACUGCAUGAAAAAGAAAGUGACGCCUUUGAGCCGUCAUCUCUCGAAAAACACCCUGUCUGUCCAGAGAUACGCACUGAAAUGGGCGGACUUCCUCCAGAAACGCCGAUAUUCUCAUUCGGCGUGAUAGCAGACAUUCAAUAUGCCGAUGUCGACGAGAGGUACAACUACAGCCGGACAGCGAUGCGCUACUACCGGAACAGCGUCCAUCUACUGAGGAACGCCCGUCAAAGUUGGUGCGAGUCGGCGGUGAAACCCGAAUUCAUCAUCCAGCUGGGAGAUAUUAUCGACGGGGUCAACCACAGCCACCGUACCUCGGAGCAAGCCCUUGAGCGUGUCAUGGCCGAGUUCAGCCGCUGUCCCAUACCGGUGCAUCACGUUUGGGGGAACCACGAGUUCUACAACUUCAGUCGGCGCGAGCUCUUCCUGUCCAAGAUCAACAGCUCUGGGUCCGGGGUCCCUCUCCCCGGAGGUGACAUAUAUGCCUACACGUUUAGCCCUUUCCCCGGCUUUACGUUUGUGGUGCUGGACGGUUAUGACGUGAGUUUGUUGGGCAGAGAGGACGGCAGUGUCAAGUACAGGGAUGCUCACCAGCUGAUAACGCAGUUCAAUGACAGUGAGGAUCUCAACUCUCCGCCAGGACGUUCAGAGGACCUUGAGCAGAGAUUCUCAAUGUUCAACGGUGCUUUGAGCAAAGAGCAGUUGGACUGGCUUGAUUCUGUGUUAAGCUCUGCUGAUGAAAAACAAGAGAAAGUGACCAUUGUUUGUCACCUGCCAGUACACCCACGAUCCACCACCAACAUGUGUCUGCUCUGGAACUAUGAUGAGGUCCUUGGCAUGAUUAAGGCCCACCGCAGUGUGGUGUGCUUCAUUUCCGGACACGACCACGAUGGCGGAUAUUACUCGGAUAAGGACACCGGGGUGCACCAUCUAACACUGGAGGGCGUGAUCGAGACGCCGCCACACAGCGAUGCUUUUGGAACCAUUUCAGUGUAUAGCGACCGGAUGGAGUUAAAAGGGUUUGGGAGGAUCCCAGACAGGGUAUGUCUGUUCCGCUGACACUGGUACAACAGGGAUUAAUAGACAGUUUGGACUUCUUAGCUGCAGAGGUCUUUUUAAAUGAAGUCACUUUGAAGUAAAAAUGUGCCUUUUUAUUUUGCCAUGAAUGGAUUUUCGCUGGCACAGUAGGACUUGAACUUCAGUUCAGGGAGUGACUCCUACUGUUUAAUCUCUUUGGUGGGCAGAUCACAUCACCUUAGUUUUUAUAACUUUUGAAAUGUUUUACCAUUUUUAUGGAUUUCCACUUACUAUGACGUGUCAUUAAUUCAGUGACCUCUCAAUCACCCUGUAAUACACAUGGAAACCCAUUCAAAGUAUUUAAUUUGACACUAAAAGAUGAGCUGUAAAUAAUAUUUUACAGGAAGUGCUGCUAUUCAGUUUUUAGGACUUAAAAUACCUCGACACACUAAUAUGUUCAUGUAAAAGAUACUCUCAGGAAAUGAAAAUUUAUUUUAAUUAUGGUGAUUUUUUUUUUCUUUUUUUUCCUGUAAUGUGUUUGAAUAUUUUCUCUUUUUCAACUCUGCUGUCCGUAUCUUUGAUUGUGGUAACGUAUUUUACUUGAAACACAGAAAACACACAGCAUUUACUACAGAUGCACUGUGCUAUAACAGCGAGGUGAUUACAAUUAAGAGGUUUUAAUGAAACUGUCCAAGGUGUAUAUGUUUAAGGGUUUUUGUAAUAAACCUCUGGAAAUAGAA
This is a messenger RNA of Synchiropus splendidus (mandarinfish), 1844 nucleotides long. RefSeq names its product ADP-ribose/CDP-alcohol diphosphatase, manganese-dependent (gene adprm). The transcript is spliced from 5 exons. The record is from RefSeq and is a predicted model, not a curated record. The coding region runs from base 169 to 1146 and encodes 325 amino acids. Gene Ontology annotation, molecular function: 2',3'-cyclic-nucleotide 2'-phosphodiesterase activity; ADP-ribose diphosphatase activity; manganese ion binding. NCBI's taxonomy places the organism in Eukaryota, Metazoa, Chordata, Actinopteri, Syngnathiformes, Callionymidae.